This is a messenger RNA of Nezara viridula (southern green stink bug), 12733 nucleotides long. The record is from the annotation of a GenBank genome assembly. NCBI's taxonomy places the organism in Eukaryota, Metazoa, Arthropoda, Insecta, Hemiptera, Pentatomidae.
GGUUGACAAUGACUUAAUUUUUGAGGAAGUACCACCAAAAGAAGUCGAAGAAGGUCUCUACACCAGGAUACUGAACAGGGUAAAGAGGCAAUUCGAUUGGUUUGGUUUAGGGAGCAAAGAGGAAACAACGCCCGAACCCACUACAGAACCAACUCCAUUAAUUACAGAGGCGACUUCAUCUUCCAGUUCCAGGGAGACACGUAGUCCUGAUGAAAUUAUUACCAUCAUUCCACCUGAUGACGAAGACAGCGGUCUUGGAUCAGGUGAGCCUGAUGACGGUUCAGGUGAGAUACCAUCAUUCUCUGUACCACCCGACACACCAAUCGCUAGCCCCUCACAACAAAGUCGCUAUCGAAUGACAUUGCUUGUUGAAGAACCUUACGAUCCUUAUUUUGAAACCAGCGGAAGUGAAAAAUUUCGAUCAUUCUCAAAAGCUUUUCAAUCCGAUAUUGAAGAUCUCUAUAGUCCUUUACCAGGCGAGCAGAAAGCAGAAGUGAUAAGUGUAGAGAGAACUCCGAACACAUUUUUUGUAAGGGUGACUUUGGAUCUCAAUUCAAUAAAUUUCUCUGAAGCCAAAGAAAUAGAGAAUCAUAUUCGUGAACAAAUAGCAACAAAAAGAAUUGGCUCGCAUACAAUUGAUGAUAGUGAAUUCACCUUCAGCAUUUUCAGAGACACUUGCAAUGACAAUGAAUUUGUGUGCCACUUAUCAAAUACAUGUAUUCCAUCUUCACAAUAUUGUGAUAGUAAGAGAAAUUGUCCAAAUAAUGAAGAUGAGGAGGAAUGCAGUCCACCUACAUCCUCAAGUACUGAAACAUCAACAUUCUCUCCAUCGACGACUGAAGGAAUUCCCUCAUCAUUAGCUCCCACAUCACAUGAUGAUCAUUUGAGAACAGUGCAAGCACUUCCAUAUAUACCUGUACUGAAUUGCCGAGGAGACACUACACCGAAACCCUGCCGUGAUCACCCUGAUGUAUUGUAUUGCCCUGAAAAAAGGUGUAACGGGGAGAAUGACUGUCCAUCGGGAGAAGAUGAAGAAGAUUGUAUACCUGAAUGUGCUCCAAAUGAAUUUGUAUGUGACGUCAAAAGGUGCAUCCAUAAUUCAUCUCUCUGUGACGGUUUCCCCGACUGCCAUGAUGGAGAAGAUGAGAAGCGGGAAUUGUGCAAAUCAUUGUCUAAGGAGUGCGAUCCAGAAAAUGAGUUCACCUGUCUGAAUGUGUUCGAGUGCAUCCCAAAGUCAUCUGUAUGUGAUGGACGACCCAAUUGUCAGGACAGCAGUGAUGAAUUAAAUUGCCCUAUUGAUUGUCCUAGUAACAGCUUUAAAUGCUCCAAUGGUUUAUGUGUUCCUGAAAGUGCACGGUGUAAUAGAACAAGUGAAUGCUCGGAUGGAUCAGAUGAACGUGGUUGCCCUACAGGUGGAUGUACAAUAAAUCAGUGGCAAUGUGGUGAUGGCGGUUGUAUAGAUAUUUCCAUGAGGUGUGAUAUGCAAUCAGAUUGUUUAGAUGAAUCCGAUGAAGAGAACUGUCUUGUUAUAUCUCCUGGUUGUGUAAACGAAGAGAGUACUUGUACCUCCUCCAAAGUUCAAUGUUUUGACGAUCAGAAACGUUGCGAUGGACGUGUCGAUUGCCCGGAUGGAUCUGAUGAGUUUUGUUGUCAAAGUGAUCAGUUCAUGUGCGGUGAUGGUUAUACAUGCAUCAACAGAAAUCAAGUAUGUGAUCGUCGCACUAACUGUCCAGAUGGAAGAGACGAGGAGAAUUGUCCAGAUAUUCAAUGUAUCAGUAAUGAGUUCCGCUGCGACAAUGGUGCCUGUAUCUCUAAAGAUUAUGUCUGCGAUGACAUUCCAGACUGCACUGAUGGAAGUGAUGAAAGAAACUGCCAAAAACGUACUUGUGAGAGUACGGACUUCAUAUGCCUCAGUGAUGGUAAAUGCAUAAGUUCGUCAAAUUUAUGCGAUGGCAGAGUGGAUUGUAAAGAUGGAAGUGAUGAAGAUGUUGGACGUUGUCGACCUUGCACUUCCUCUCAGUUUGAAUGUAAUAGUGGUCAAUGCAUUCCUUUGAGCCAGAGAUGUGAUGGUGUUCCAAACUGUAAUGACCACAGCGAUGAAACAAACAAUGAUUGUGAUGGUGGUCGACCAUACGUUCCCGACCCGAUUCGUUGCCGGGAUGAUGAAUUCACAUGUUUAUCCAGGGACAAGUGCAUACCAUCUUAUGAGCAUUGUGAUGGCAAAUAUGACUGCCCAGAUCGAUCUGAUGAGGAAAAUUGUGCGGGUUCCCCUCCACCAGAAGUGAAGAUAUACGAAGGGGAUCAAAUAAUAAAAGAAACACGUGAGGCUGUGUUCCGGUGUCGAGAUGAAGGCCUUGGUCGAUAUAGAGUACGCUGGUUCCGUGAGCGAGGUCUUCCUCUUCCUCCUGGUAGCAGAGAUUUAUAUGGCAGACUGGAAAUACCUAAUGUUCAAAUAGAACAUACUGGAACUUAUUUCUGUGAAGCCAUUGGUGUGGCUCCAAAUACUCCAGGCGCUAGGCAAUCUGUUCAUCUUACUGUUGAACAAUUACUUUAUCCUUCAUCACCAUCUUUCCCUGUAUGUGAACCUUACCAAGCAACCUGUUACAACAGAGACUGUAUCAACAAAACUCAAGUGUGUGAUGGUCAUUUUGAUUGCGGCGAUGGUAGUGAUGAAUCUAGAUGCCCUUCAGUAGGAGGGUCUUGUGAACCAAAUGAGUUCCGUUGUAAUAAUCGAAAGUGUGUCUUGAAAAGUUGGAUUUGUGAUAAAGAAGAUGACUGUGGAGAUAAUUCUGAUGAAGAAGGAUGUAAUGUCCCUCAACCAGGUACUAUUUGCAAACAAAAUGAAUUUGAAUGUCAUUCUAAAGUUCAGUGCAUCCCACGCAACUUCCAUUGUGACAAGACAGUUGACUGCCAAGAUGGUUCAGAUGAAACAAGUUGCUAUCCAAUAAGAAUCGUGGUUAAUCCUCCUCCUUUUGCCAACUUACGAAUUGGAGAAACUCUCAUAAUUAUUUGUGAAGCCGUUGGUAUGCCGACUCCUGUGAUAUCGUGGAGAUUGAAUUGGAAAAAUGUUCCUCCCAAGUGUAGAAUGGAUUCUGUUAAUGGAAGAGGCACCCUUACUUGUCCCAAUAUACAGCCACAAGACAGUGGAGCUUAUUCUUGCGAGGCAAUUGGUUACGUUGAGUACAUUAUAGCAUCAAUAGACACUAUUGUUGUAGUAAAUGGCAAUACAACCUGCCCUGAAGGAAAAUUCAAUGAAUUGGCCAGGUCGCAAGAAGAAUGUAUAAAUUGUUUUUGUUUUGGUGUGGCCAGAACCUGCAAAAGUGCCCAACUGUUUGUUUAUCAGCUUCCUCCACCUAUAAGUAUCUUUAGACUUCUGAAUGUUUAUAUUUCCCCUUCUUGGAUGGAUAUAAGGAUACAUGGACAAUCUCCUUACCAGCCCAACUUAAGUCCGAAUUCCGUAGGAUUUAGGAUACAAUCCUCUGAAGGAUCUCUCGACUAUGUUUAUCCUUACUAUAUUCUACCAGAACCAACAUACAAUGGUAAACAAUUGCAGUCCUAUGGAGGCUUUUUGACUUAUCAGGUUAUGGUGGACAGUUUGGAAAAUGAAAUCAAUAUACCUGAAAUUAUUAUUGUUGGAAACGAUCAAAUGCUCUUAUAUAAACAUCCGUAUAAACUUGUAGAGAAUUCUUUUAAUACUAUAAAUGCUAGCAUCAGAGAAGAGGGAGGCUGGGAAAUAUUGAAAGCGAAUAGUUCAAGACGAUCAGCUAAUAGAGUGGAUAUAAUGAUGACGCUUCUUAAUGUUGAUAAGAUCCUAAUCAGGACGCAAUAUACUGAAAAUCGGGGUGUCAUGACUUCUUUCGCUAACCUGACUAUGGAUUCCGCCUCCUAUACUAAUACUGGAUUGGGAAAAGCUGCGUUUGUAGAACAAUGCGAUUGUCCUGCAGGUUACACCGGACUCUCUUGUGAGGAAUGUGCUCCCAAUUACGUCAGAGAUGUAAAAGUCAUUGGCCAGACAUGGCUUGGCAGAUGUGUUCAACAACACUGUCCUCCAGGUUACUAUGGAAACCCGAGUAUUAACAUUCCAUGUGAGAGGUGUGCCUGUCCAUUUGUUGGCGGAGUCUCCGAUACAUGCUAUUUGGACACUGAUUUUAACAUCACAUGUACAUGCCCUAAAGGUUAUACGGGUCGACGGUGUGAAAUGUGUGCUCCUGGUUAUACAGGAAACCCAUUGAUAGGUGGAGAUAGGUGUAGAAUAAUAGAAUCUGACCGUUGCCAUCCUGUUGGUUCUAUCCCUUCAUCUGACCCUGAUCGAUGUAUUUGUAAGGAAUUGGUGACUGGCACUAAUUGUUCUGAAUGUGUACAAUCUGCAUUCCACCUUUCACCAUCAAACCAGGACGGUUGCAUCAGCUGCUUCUGUAUGGGUAUUACUGACAGUUGUUCAAGUUCGAACCUCUACCGUGACCAGAUUACAGUUACCUUUGGGAGAGAUAAUCAAAAUGUUAGUUUAGCCCCAGAAGAUGAUAUUUUUAAUAGGGUCAGUGGUGUAGUCAUUCCUGGAUCUUAUGAGCUCAGUUAUGACCAAUUCCAACCAAGGGUAUAUUACUGGCUUUUGCCAAACAAAUUCCUGGGAGAUCAAGUUUCAUCUUAUGGAGGCUCUCUAGAAUACAAAUUCCGUUAUGUUCCAACGCCUGGAGGUCAAAGCUCUCGAAAUAAUGCUGCUGAUAUCAUAUUAUCCACUACACAUGGAGGUGACCUGUUUUAUUACGGAAAUUGGUCGGUUGAGCCAAAUAGAAUACAAUCAAUCAGUGCACCAUUGGUUGAACAACGUUGGCAAAAAGGAGAUGGAAGUCGUCCAGGCAGAGAGUUGUUUUUGAUGGCUCUUGCUGGGAUUAAUAGUAUCAGCCUUAAAGCAACCUUUACUACUAAUACCCAAGCUGCUAUGCUGCAGGAGGUUACUAUGGACACUGCUGUAAACUACUACACAAACAGAGGUUACGCUUACGAAGUGGAAAUGUGCAGGUGUCCUCAUGGCUACAAGGGGUCAUCCUGCCAAUACUGUGAUGCUGGCUUCAGAAGAAGUACUGAAGGAGUCUAUUUAGGACUCUGUGUCGAGUGUGAAUGUAACCGCAGGUCUAAUGACUGCCACCCAGAGACCGGUGUUUGCUAUAACUGCCAAGACAGUUGGACAGGUGAUCGUUGCGACAUUUGCCCUGAAAAUCAUCACGUUGACAACUGGAAGAGGUGUGUGCCAUAUGGGCCACAAGUCUGCAAUUGUGAUCGCAGAGGAACUGUGAUACCUGUUGAUAUUUGUCCUGGAGGCCGUUGCAACUGCAAGGUGAAUGUGGAGGGCCAAUUGUGCGAUCGGUGCAGACCAGGAACAUUUAACCUUGCUGCAGAUAACCAGCUCGGCUGUUCUGAAUGCUACUGCUCUGGGGUGUCGAGCAGUUGUCAGUCGUCUAAUCUAUAUUAUGAACCGAUUCCGAUGGUAUGGUUAACUGAAAGUGAUCAUGGCUUCAUAUUGAGCGAUAGAAAUGGAGGCAACAUAAUAAGAAGCGGCUUUGUUCUAAACCCACCAAUGAAUGAAAUUGGUUACAUUUUUGACAACAGACAAGAAGAUUACUAUUGGUCAUUACCGCCAAAAUUUACAGGAGACAAAGUCACCGCAUAUGGAGGGAACUUGACCUUCACCCAGAGAUAUACCACUAUAGGUGGCAGAUAUCCAGAACCAAACUUUGACAUAAUUUUGAGUGGUAAUGGCAUUUCUAUUUACUGGAGGAAUGAAGGUUUGUCCCGACCAGAUGAGAAAAAGACUUUCAGUAUCCCGAUAAAAGAAGGACAUUGGAGGGUAGCAGACCCUAGAACUGGUCAUUCCUUUGCUACAAGGAUAGAAAUAUUGGAAAUAUUGUCUCAACUCUCAGCUAUUCAAAUUCGAGCGAGCUUUGGGCGUGAAACACGAGAAAGUUACUUAAGUGAUGUUGCUCUCGAUGUUGCUAUUCCUGAAGCCACUGGUCUGGCAGCUUUAGAAGUCGAGUUCUGUAGGUGCCCUGCAGGAUAUACUGGGAACUCUUGCGAGAAUUGCGAACCCCACUACUACAAAGAUUACGACAACACGUGCAAACCCUGCCGUUGCAACAAUCAUGAAGAGAGUUGCUCAAUCGGUCCAGAUAACAGACCAACCUGUGUCUGUCAACCUGGAUGGUUUGGAGAAACCUGUGAUAACGACAAUAAUGGUACAAUGGUCCACCUAACUCCCGGAGGUACACUCCGCUCCCCCCUCGGGAAGAGGAUCAACUUUAAUUGCUACUUUAAAUCUCCAGAAUAUGUCUACGGAGCUAUAGAGCUAGUUUAUGCUGCUCAAAACAUACAUGGAAUUAGUUAUUCUCCCACUGAACGAGAGGAAGGUUAUAAUGGAUCUAUAGAUAAAUUUAUUAAAAUAGAACAAGGACUCAAGGAGGUUGUUUGUCAUGUGUACAAUCAGAAGAAGGAAGUUAUCGGACUUUCUAGAGCUUCAAUAGUAAUAGAAGAGAGCGCUCCAACCAAAUCACCAUACCCAUCAAUUCAGCCAAUAAUAAAAUUGACCAUUCAUGAUGAUGAACCAACUAUUCAAAUCAAAGAAGUUGGUUCCACCGUGCGAUAUAGAUGUUCUGUAACAGAUUUGUAUAACCUAGGACCUGUCACACUCACCUGGUCGAGAAUUAAUGGAGAAAUGUUGCCUUCUGGACGAUCCUCUGAUGACAGACAAGGAAAUCUAGAGAUUGUCGAUUUAAAAAUUUCAGAUUCAGGAAUCUACGUGUGCACAGCCGAAUCUAAUUUAGGUUCAGUCUCGCAAGAAGUUGAACUGAAAGUUGGAGCUAAUCGCAGGCCACCAACUGUUAAUAUAGAACCUUCAACAGUUGAUGCUCGCGUGGGAGAUCUUAUCGAAAUAGUUUGUCAUGCUGGAGGAACACCAGUACCAUCAAUAGAAUGGAGAAGGGCUUACAAUGAGACUUUUAACCCUCAGACAAUCAUUAAAUAUGGUACUGUGAGGAUUCCAUAUGCUCUUACAACUGAUGCAGGUCUAUACGAGUGCACAGCUAGGAAUGAGAUAGGAAUAGAUACAAAAACAGUCAAUGUAUAUAUAAGAGAUGAACGUACAGAUGUAAUCACAAUUACUCCAGCCAAUAUUGACGCUUCUCCAGGAGAUAGGGUUACUCUCAAUUGCAAUGUUGAAUCUUCUAGUAGUAACUAUGAGAUUGAGUGGAAAAGAGAAAAUAACAGACCUUUGCCAUAUUAUGCAGUCAAAUCAGGAAAUCGGCUGUUGUUGACAAGAACAAACCCUGAGGACUCAGGCCUUUACAUCUGCUUUGUAAGGAAUCGCCUUACUGGUAGGGCUAUUGGUGAAUCUACUGCCAGAAUCACCAUUAGUCCUUUUAGCACUCGGUUUGACUACCCCACCAUCUCACCUUUAAGUCAAAUAAAACCACAGGGUCAGUCCGCUGAAUUGAUAUGCAAUGUUGUUCAGGAGUCAUAUUCAGCAUUACCUGCAGUGAGGUGGUUCAAGUCGCAAGGAGAAAUCUCACCAAGAGCUCAAUACAUAGAAGAUGGAAGAAUAUUAAGAAUACCAAGUUUGUCGAUAAGUGACCGUGGAAUAUAUAUCUGUAACUCGGUGUUUAGAGGAAGGCCUUAUAAUACAUCAGCAAUGCUUGAAGUUGAACGACGAGAAGCUCCAAUUAUCCAACUUUACCCAGAAGACAGGACACAAAUCCUUGCUGUUGGUAAUUCCUUACUACUUCAGUGUAGAGUGACUGGUAUACCAAUGCCUACUAUAACAUGGUCUAGAGCUGGCAAUUUGACUUUACCCUAUAACAUUGUGCCAUCUUCUGGCGGAGUCCUCAGGUUCAACAGAGUAAAUCUGAAUGAUGCUGGAGAAUACAUUUGCACAGCUGAAAAUGAAGCUGGCCGUACAAGUUUAUCAGCUCAUAUUGAGGUACAAUCACCUCCCGAAGUAAGAGUGUUUCCAAAAGAUAGCAUUGAGCUUCAAGUAGGCCAAAACCUUGAUCUUACCUGUACAGCAGAAGGCUCACCAACACCGACUGUUUUCUGGACCAAAGAUCCAAAUGAGGAUAUUUAUUCUGUUCACUCUGGGUUCGCUGCACCAAAUUUGGGGCGUGCCGAGUAUCAGGUUCUCCAAGUGAGUGCAGAAGAUGAAGGUAUUUACUACUGUGUCGCUCAAAAUACAAGAAGAGAAGUGAAAUCUGUACAGGUAAGAGUGUAUGGCAGCAGAGAUGACAUUCCACCUCCACAGCCUCCCACUUACCCAGGUGGUGAUGGUGAUGGUGAAUCACUUUGGGUCGCUCAGGGUGGUGAUACUCAGAUGUCCUGCAUUCUAGAAACCAACAACAACCUGGAAAGACGAUGGAUUCGUGGAGACAUGAGGGAUUUCCCUCCAGGUGUCACUCAAAGAGAUGGUACCCUGUACAUCAGAGCAGCUUCCUCAGAUGUUGAGGGAGAGUAUGUAUGUCUCCUCUUAGAUGAACAGGGAAGGGAAGAGAGGCGCAUCGGCAGAUACUUAUAUGUUAAAAGUCUUCCUGAGAUAACACUCGAACCACAGAGGCAGGUGGUUAGGCCUGGAGAUGAUGCGACUAUCGUCUGCUCUGCUCGAGGGGAACAACCAAUAGAAAUCACUUGGAGGGCUGACCACACACUAUCUCCCCAUGUCUAUAUCAGAGGAGGACUUCUCAGUUUCCAAGGAAUUACUGAGAGUGAUGCUGGCAGGUACGUGUGCUUGGCUAAGAAUAUUGUAGGGUUGCGUGAAGCAGCUGCUGAAGUUAUAGUCAAUGAUAAUGGUGCAUAUAGAGUCAAUGUGUCUGUGAUUGGAGACAAGGUCCGAUCAGCCCCAGAAGGUUCAACCAUAGAUUUGGAAUGUCGAGCACCUGAACAAGGAGAGGUUACAUGGACCAAGAAUUAUAAUGAACCAUUGCCAUCUAAUGCUGUGGCAUACGGAGAACUCCUGAGAAUAUUCAGAGCAGAAGUACAAAACUCAGGCCGAUAUAUUUGCACUGUUCAUACACCAUCAGGUGCAAUCGGUACAGAUUAUGUAGAGCUUAGUAUAUCACGAGAAUCUACCUGCUACGGUUUCCUGUGCCUAAAUGGUAAAUGCAUCGACUCGACAGCCUACUGCAAUGGUGUGUUUGAUUGUGCUGACAGGAGUGAUGAAAUCAACUGUCCAAGAAGAAGACGGGGAACACACCGAGGAGGACUAAAAAUUGAACCCAGUAUCGAUAUAAUUCGAGUUGGAAGUACUGUCGACCUGAAAUGUAUUACUGACGGCAUACCAAGCUCCAGUAUAGUCUGGAAAAAAUUUGGAGAAGAUAAUCUUGGAAAGAAUGUUAUAACCAUUUCUCCCAGCAUUUUGAGGAUUGCAGAUGUCACUACUAGCAAUGCAGGCACUUACAGAUGCUCCGCUCAAACUGAAUCUGGCACUCAUGUUGAUGAUUACACACUGACUGUCCAAGAUGAUACACAACAAACCGUUCCUGACUAUGAUGACGAUAAUGAUGAUAUGGACAUAUCUCCUGCACCUUCCCCAGCUGCAAAAACCAUAAAGCUGAAAUUGGGUGAUUCUGCUGAUAUUAAUUGUAACAACGAUCUAGAACCACCAGUGAAAUAUAGUUGGAUACGCCAAGGUGGUCUUCCAGCAACUGCCACUUCUGAAGAAGGAAAACUAACAUUAAAGAGAGUUAGCUCAAAGGAUUCUGGACUGUAUACCUGUGUUGCAACAAACGGCGAAGUAAAGAUGGAAAUACCUACAUUUGUUGUGGUUCAUGGUUCAAUUCCCAGAUUUACUCAAACAUCUCAAUCUUAUCUCAAACUGAAAACCCUCUUUGAUUCCCUCAUGCAGUUUGAUAUUGAAAUUUUAUUCAAGCCUGAACAAGAAAAUGGACUCAUAUUGUUUAAUGGCAAACGACACCCAUCAGCAUCUGGGGCAAGUGAUUUCGUUUCAUUUGGCUUAAGAGAUGGUUUCCCAGAAUUCAAAUUUGACGUUGGAUCAGGUCAUGCUGCAAUUGUCGGUAGAUCCCCUCUUGAAAUGGGUAAAUGGGUUAAAGCUAGACUCAUUCGUAACAGGAAAGAAGGCCGAUUGAUCAUCAAUGACGAGGAGCCUGUUAUCGGAACCAGCCCAGGCCGUCAUCAUAGUCUUGAUUUGGAUUUGCCCCUCUAUGUCGGUUCUGUUCCUGACUUUAAUGAUAUACCGAAAUCUGUUGAUUACAGCACUGGCUUUAGAGGAUGUAUUGCACGACUUAUCAUCAAAAAUGAGGAGCAGACCUUAUCUAGGGCUGGAGCGCUCGAGUGGACAGGUAUAUCAGAAUGUGACACUUGUGCCGAGAACAAAUGCACAAAUUCAGGAGCUUGUCAAGAAUCACCAAACCAUCGAGGUUAUGUUUGCCUCUGCCCGAGAGGAUUUUCAGGAGAAAAUUGUGACCGCACUGGGGAAUCCUGUUAUCCAGGCUUAUGCGGGGAAGGGUAUUGUGAAAAUACUGACAAAGGAUAUAUAUGCAAGUGUCAACUAGGACUUGCUGGACCCCAUUGCGAGCAUAGGAUUCAAAUACGGACACCCUUCUUUCAGGACAAUUCCUAUAUAGCUUACCCGACUCCAAGAAGCACGGAAAAAUUGGACAUAACUCUAAAGUUGCAUCCAUUAGACUCUAGAGACGCUCUCAUCCUGUAUGCUGCUCAGAAUGAUUUUGGCAGUGGGAACUAUCUCUCAUUGGCUAUCAAGGACAGGAGGCUAGAAUUCAGGAUGGAAACUGGUUCCAGUGCACCAAUCGUUGUCAAGUCGAACACAGAGGUGAUCCCUGGUUCUUGGAUGACAGUGACCGCAGGACGGGAUGCAAGGGAGGCCAGGCUAUCAAUAGGUCAAGAUCUUGCAAGAGCGACAUUGACACCUGGUCAAAGAAGAGAGUUGAUUUUAGGUACCAAUCUAUACCUCGGAGGUUUUGACUCAAGCUUAGGUAGUGUCCAUCCCAAUGUUGGUGUUACUGAAGGAUUUAGAGGCUGUAUAUCUCAUAUUGAGAUAUCAAGAAUGGACUUAGAUAUCCUCAAGAGCAGCAAGGAGUCCUCGAAUGUUAAAGAAUGUCCAUCAGGUAAUCCUUGCCAUGACAGUCCAUGUCUCAAUGGAGCUAGCUGUCAGCAAGAUGGAAGUAGCUACAUUUGUCAUUGUACACCAGAUUUCAGUGGACGCCACUGCGAUAAAUUUAAGAAUGACUGUGAAAGAUAUCAACCCUGUGGAAACAAAGGUGAAUGCAUUCCCCUUUCUUCGGGAUACAAAUGCAACUGCGGCAAAGGGUUCUCUGGCCAGAACUGUACUAUGAGAGAGCACUUUACAACCUCCUUCCGCCUCGGUGGCGAUGGUUGGGUCGAACUUGAUAGGAGCAUUCUCGACGAUAUUGGAGAUGAAACAGAGGUUGAAAUGACUGUUGUUACUAGCAGUAGGAACGGAAUUCUCUUGUGGCACGGACAAGAUCCACGGACUGCAGGUGGUGUCUCUGACUUUUUCUCGAUAGGAGUCUUGGAAGGACGUGUGAAGGUGAUCUAUGAACUGGGUUCUGGUCUUGGAGAAGUUACCUCGAGCCGUAGGAUUGAUGACGGACAACCACAUAAUAUCAGAGUAUCCAGAAACGGUAAUAUCGUCACCUUGAGUGUUGAUGAGGACACCAUCGAUGGACAAUCGGAAGGUUUCUUGUCUAAGCUCAAUGCUAAAGGAAACAUUUAUAUUGGUGGACUGCCUGAUGCAAGAUAUAUGACUAAUGGCCGCUAUAUUCACAACUUCGAUGGUUGUAUUAAGAAUCUAAGGAUUCAGAACUCUGAUGACAUUGAUAUUUCUACUUCAGCUGUCGCGACAGCCAAUGUAGUAAAGUGUCCAGUUUAGUAACAGAACUGCAGCUUGAAUCCUAAUCGAUGGAAGAAUGUGCCAAAAAGAAAAAUCAAUAUAAUAAAGGGGGAAAAUAAAACAAGUUUUAAUUAAAACAAAAAAAUGGAUGAAAAGUAAUAAUAAGAAAGAUGGACUUAAGUUAACAGUGUUAACUUAGGGCAAUGUUCCUGACUGUCUAAUUUUAUUUUACAAUUAAUUAUGUGUCGAUGCUUUGAAUGUGUUGAGAUCACGCUGAGCCCCCUCAGUUGUGUUUUCUUUUAUAUAUGAUUCUCCUUAUUUAUAUUUUACUUUUAGCUUAUUUGAAUACUGCCAUUUUAUAAUUGUUAAGUUUUUAUUUUAAAUGUUGUGUAAAAAUUGGUAAAUAUAAUUGAGUUUACAUUCUGUGCCAUAAUUUAAUUUUUCAUGUAAAAAAAAAAAAUAAAAUAAAAAAAUAACAGUAUUAACUGACUAAUGUAAUUACUCUGUUUGUAUUUCUUUAAUGAUUGCGCCUCUAGUAUAUUUAUAUAAAUAAUGAUUUGAUCAUAAUCAUAUACUGAAUGUAUAUAUAUAUAUUAUCCAAGGAUAUUGUAUACUAACUCAUUAUAAGGGAUACGAUAAUGACAGAGUAUUUUAUAUUCCAAAAAGAUAAUUGUAUAUAAUUUUUUACACUGUUGUAAUGUUAAGAACUCAUUGCCCUUGUUAUUUUAAAUCUUCUGUUAAAUGAGUCUAAAUGAAAAAAUAUAUAUAAUUAGGCAAAUGUAAAUUUACUGGCGUACUGUCCAACUAAACAAAAUAUAAAUAUAUAUAUAUUAAGAAAAUUGACAAUAAAUAAUGUUAUACAUUAUA